This is a messenger RNA of Botrytis fragariae, 1182 nucleotides long. Its product is annotated as putative ring finger protein. The transcript is spliced from 6 exons. NCBI's taxonomy places the organism in Eukaryota, Fungi, Ascomycota, Leotiomycetes, Helotiales, Sclerotiniaceae. Gene Ontology annotation, molecular function: zinc ion binding. The record is from RefSeq and is a predicted model, not a curated record. The coding region runs from base 1 to 1182 and encodes 393 amino acids.
AUGGUUGGUUCGGUUGACAGUUCCAGCAAAAACCACGGAGAACAAGCGUUAAAGAACAUGUUAGAAUCAUCAAGCCUUGGUAGAAACUCUGAGACGAUAAUUGAGAUGCAUGACAUUGCUGCCUACUAUUGCGGAUGGUCCAUGAUUCCUCGACAGCCUCGUUCAGACGAUACAUUGCAUCCUAUAGACAAUCGAAACUUUCAACCCACUUGCAAGCAAUUCAACAACGAGGACAAGAGGCAAUAUCGCAGAAACGACAUGCCUUGCCAAACUGCAAAAGGCACGUCGGCAAAGGAUCUUCCUCUCCCUCAAACCAUUUUUUCUCAACCCCUCUCAGCCUACAACAUCCCACUCAUAAAACGCAUACUCUCCAUAUUCUAUCAACAAAGCACUUUCAGACAGCGGGAACCACGAAUUAGUCUUCUACAUAAGCUCGCGCGCGUCGAACAAGCUCGAACAGACAAAGUAAGAGAUGCUGUAGCUCAACUUCUUCGUCUCGAUAUACCCAUCACUAGAUCUGCUGUUAAGGCAGGGCCUCAUGAUGAAGACGUAGAUGGAGAGUUUACGGGAGUAGAAGAGGGCACGGAUUGUGAAGUUUGUUUGCGAGCUUUACCCCCAGAAAGCUUUCCUCAACAAGAUCUUGCAAGCAAAUGCGAACACAAGGCACAUAUGUGUACGUCGUGUCUGGAACAAGCUGCUGUGGCAAACGUAGAGAGCAACCCCUGGGAUAAUAUACCUUGUCCAUACUCCAGUUGUGAAAGGAUGUUGGAACCAAGUAUCGUGAUGAAUUAUAACAACUACAUCGAAAAGUUGGAGAUCCGCAACCUCCCAAACUUUCAAUGGUGUUUAAAUCCCAAGUGUGUAUCUGGUCAAGUCCACAACGAUGGACCGAAAUAUUUGAGAGUUAUAUGUCAUGCUUGCCAAUCCGAGAGCUGCUUUCUUCAUCAGAUCCCACGAGGUGAAGGAAAGAAGUGCACGGCUUGCGAUAAUGCUGUUUCUCGACAUGAGGGACGCGUAGAAGCACUUACGAUUACGAAACCGUGUCCAAGAUGCAAAGUGCUGACCAUCAUGGGUCCGAUUAAUUGUGGCAGGGCACGAUGUAAGUACCAAAUCAUCUCCGAUCUUAUGGUGUGCAUUCUCCGUUGUAAAUACGACUGGAAAAGAUUUAGCGCAGGUCGUUGA